Molecule: messenger RNA, 2894 nt
Organism: Athene cunicularia (burrowing owl)
Lineage: Eukaryota; Metazoa; Chordata; Aves; Strigiformes; Strigidae
Gene: YPEL5
Product: yippee like 5
Exons: 6
Coding region: 1040-1405 (121 amino acids)
Source: RefSeq, a predicted model, not a curated record
AAAAGGAAAAAGGAAGGGAAAAAGAAACAAGGAGACAGGAACAGUUGCUGCUUUUGGACUUUUUGUGUAGUAGCAGAAAAGAAAAUUAAUCUGAGUCUGAUACUAUUUUGUAAACUAAUAUUUUUUUUUUAUAUGUUAUCUAGCAAGAAUAUUGUGAGGGUGUAAGUUACUGUGUGGGAGAUGCUGAGAUAUGGGGGCUGUGUUAGAAACAAGCACCCAUCUGUAUGGCUCUGCAAACAUGAAACAAAACUACCCUAUAUCAAUGUUUGCAUACACCAAUACAACGUUAUGUUAACAUAUUUGAAUGCCAGUACCCCAGUGUGAAGCUUUUGCCUUACCUAGAAGAAAAGCCACUUUGCAAUAGAAAAUUACACUACUGUAACUUGCACAAAUGCAGUUUCAUCCUGCAAGGCAGCCUGUUCUAGGUAGGUACCGUGCACUGCAUCUGAGCACAGCUUUCAUCACUUUGCCAAAGCCUCUUCGGUCAUUUGACUGUAUUAACUUCCUUGUGCAGUUUGCUACACUAGCUGGAUGGUUCUAAUGGGCAUAGCAUACUGUUCCAGUUCACUUUCCAACUUCACAUGUGGCUACGUGUGGUGCUUUUUGAUGACAAAUUCUGCAUGUAGGCAGAGGCCAGAGGCUGGGCCCUGCUUACUUCAGGAGUUGCAGAAGUCGGUGGCUGACGGUUGAAUCUCAAACCUCCUAAGAGACUGACUGCAUGUGUAUUUUCAGAUGCACCCCUCCUUGUGAGCAGCAGAAACCUGGGAAGAUGAGAAGCAGCAGCUUAAGCCCGGUUCCUGAGAUGUGAAGAUGAAGAUUAAGCCUGGUUCUACAAUCUGAGAUGCAGUAGAUGGUGCUGAAGCAACACUGAGGCUCCUGAAAUAUCCACAGUCCAGUGUGUAUACAGAAAGUGCCUGCUGGCUCUCUCCCAAACAUUGACCGUCCUGUGUCUUCAAAAGAUGCACUCUGGGACAAGAAAACACUGACUAUAAAGGCAUAUUAGAAAUGUCUUGAGUAUAAAUUUACAUAAGUUCUAAAAAUGGGAAGAAUUUUUCUGGAUCAUAUUGGUGGCACUCGCCUGUUCUCCUGUGCAAACUGCGACACGAUUCUGACCAAUCGUUCUGAGCUCAUCUCCACUCGUUUUACAGGGGCCACAGGAAGAGCCUUUCUUUUUAACAAGGUGGUAAAUCUGCAAUACAGUGAAGUUCAGGAUCGGGUCAUGCUCACUGGCCGCCACAUGGUUCGAGACGUGAGCUGCAAGAACUGCAACAGCAAACUGGGUUGGAUCUAUGAAUUUGCCACUGAAGACAGCCAGCGCUACAAGGAAGGCCGUGUUAUCCUGGAAAGAGCGUUGGUUCGAGAGAGUGAAGGAUUUGAGGAGCAUGUUCCAUCCGACAAUUCCUGAAGAGACUUGAGUCUCUCCUCAGGUUCUCUUCAGUUGAAACUCAAAAAUAAUAAAAUCAACAAAAAAAUCUGCUUACAUACACUGUCACCUUAGCAUCAGAGUCGGAUUCAUGGACUACAGAGUGGGAAAGAUUGUGAGAGUAUUUCAGAUGGAACCUUCAUUUCUUUAUUCCUUUUAUAUUUUACUUUCCCUCCAGCAGCUGUUUGUAGAAAGAAUGUUGUGCAGAUGCUGUAACUUUUUCUCUCUUGCAUUUACAUCUGUUAGAUUUGAGAUUGUAUCUACAGAUACAGUGGGCUGAAAGGAAAAUAUUUGGGGGAUUUGUCUUUUGUUAGAGAGAAAUUCAAUGAGUUCUUUUAGUUUGCACAAACUGAUGUCAGCAUAAAGUUAUUUUAAAACUACAGAUGUUUUUUAAAAACUAUAUUCCAAUUUUUGGCUUAAGAUUUUAGUUAGGGUUGGAUUGUUGUUUUUUUUUUUUUUACCCAGUCUUUUCACCUGAUUUGCUAGCUAAAGAAAAGCGAUCCGAAUUUGUGCCGAGUGCUAAAGGUUCAGUGUUGGUACAGCUUGGGCUGGCCCUUGUGCCAUAUUCUUGUUGAGGUUGAUUGGUAGCACAGAGCCCAUUAUUUCUUGUCAUUCUUGACCCAAAGAUGUCACCAUUCCUUGUUUGUUUGUGAAGUCCCAUUCACCAUGUAAACUGGUGUUGAUUGGAAACUAUUCUUGAAAUAGGGCAAAACUGCUUGGCUUUUUUUAACUUUAACUGAUGUAACUUAUAAGCAUAGUAAGAAUAUUAAAUAAUAGUUGUCUGUUUAGUCUUGCGUUGCUUACAAAUCAAGCUGUGUUUGUAAUGAUAGGGAACCACGGAGAAACUACUGUUUCGGUAGUAAUUUUUUUUUUUGAUUCUCUACUAAUCUCAUUAACUAGACAGGGAAUUGCAAAUCUUAAUUCUUCCAGUAGUUUUCUUUAAACCCAGACCUUCCUAUGUUAAACACAGCUGCUGUGUAAAAGGAGAAGAUUGCCAGCAUGUUUGUUCAUGCCUAGAGUUACGCAAUCUGUAUCUCUUGAAAAGAUUAACUUAAACAGCUUGUUUUCAAAUGCUGCUUCUGGUGUUGAAACCUUUAUCUUUCAUCUUCGUUGAACCUUUUCAUUGUGAUGUUACAUUUUUAUCUUUCUGGGCAGCAGUACAUGUCAGCCUAGUAGUAACUAGUGACUUGGAUUCUUGCUUUCUUCUUGUAGAGGUCAGCUCUGUUUAAAACGGUGAACUUGCUUGCCUUUUUAUGAAAAAUGCUUUUCAUUAACUUAACUCAAGGGUGCCCAAACACUUUCAUUGUGUCUUAAGCCAUAAGUUCAGAUCUCAAGGGCUGAAGUUUAUUUGAUUGUUAGAUAUGUAUGAUUCCUUAUCAAAGAUACAAGUCUAUUUUUUGUUAUUACUGGAUAAAUUGUGAUCAAUGUAAUAAGUUAUCCACAGCAGUACAAGGGGGACGGACGGACGGGG